GUGAUAUAAUACUAUUGGAAGAAUCUGGUAGGCUCGCGGAUCUGGGUGUCGAUAUUUGAGAUUGUCUGCAAAUCGAUUAGGGUGAGAUCGGUUUUGUAUACGUCGUCGCGAUCGAUCUAAUUGACUUUGGGCUUGCUGUUCAACGUUUACAAGUUUUACUGCUACAUUUCUCCCUUAAAGUUAUCGCCGCUGUUCUACACUGAUCUACCAUACAUCAUGAUCGCCCGUAAUUUCUUCAUCGCGACAGCCUUGUCGUGUACUACAUUUGCGCUCGCCGAUGUCAAGCUCGCCAUUCUCUUUUCACAGGAGUCAUGCAAAGGCAAAUCACUUGACAUCAAGGCCGACAAUGGAUGUGUCCUGCUUCCUCUUGACCUGAGGAAGAACAUCAAUGGCGCUGACUUGCCGACGGACGUGGUAUGCAACUUCUUCACCGAUGAAAAGUGUGACAAACCCUUAUAUAUCGGGAUGGAGGACCCUGGUACUUGCUUCUUCAGCGAUCCCGACGUGGACAUUGCAAACAAAACUGUGAGCGUUCAAUGCUACGAUAGUAACUCGAUUUACGAUCAGCGAGAGGCCCUUUGACUGGCUAGUCGAGGAAUAGUCCACCAAUGAAUGCGAA
Molecule: messenger RNA, 619 nt
Organism: Penicillium brasilianum
Lineage: Eukaryota; Fungi; Ascomycota; Eurotiomycetes; Eurotiales; Aspergillaceae
Source: the annotation of a GenBank genome assembly